AUGUCCGGACUCUUCCAACCUUUGCGCAUCGGCAAUGUCGAGCUGCAGCACCGAGUGGUCAUGGCGCCCCUCACUCGCAUGCGCUGCGACGCUGAAAAUGUCCCACUUCCAGUGGCCACUACAUACUACGAGCAACGCGCUUCGGUCCCUGGCACAUUGAUCAUUGCCGAAGCAACUCAGAUCUCAGCCGCUGAGGCUGGAAUUCCCCACGCCCCAGGAAUUUGGACCGAGGCCCAAAUCCAAGGAUGGAAGAAGAUUACUGAUGCUGUUCACGCCAAAGGCAGCUCUAUCUUCUGUCAAUUGAUCGCUCUCGGUCGAGCAGGCAGCCCGGAGCAAUUGAAGAAGGGAGGAAAUGGGCUUUUCGCACCUAGUCCCCUUCAGAUGGAGGACGGUAUGCCGAUUCCCGAGGAGCUUGGCGAGGAGCAAAUCCAACGGAUCAUUGGCGAGUUCGCAACCGCCGCGCAGAAUUGCGUUCGGGCUGGAUUUGACGGCGUUGAGGUUCAUGGUGCUAAUGGAUACCUCGUUGACCAAUUCUUGCAAGAUGUCUCCAACCAAAGACAAGAUCAGUGGGGUGGAAGUGUUCCGAAUCGCGCUCGAUUCGGUCUCGAGGUGGCCAAGGCAUUGGUAGAAGCGGUUGGGGCUGAGAAGGUCGGAUUCCGAAUCAGUCCAUGGAAUACCUGGCAGGGCAUGAAGAUGGCGGACCCCGUUCCCCAAUUCUCAUACCUGGUGGAACAGCUGAAGGAUCUCAAGCUUGCGUAUCUUCAUGUCGUUGAGUCCCGUGUGAUCAACAAUGUGGACUGUGAAAAGGGCGAGAGUAUUAAGCCCUUCCUUGACAUCUGGGGCAAAACUUCACCUGUGCUUGUUGCUGGUGGAUACAACCCAAGCAACACCGCAGCUGCGCUCGAGGAUGAAUACAAGGACAACGAUGUUGCUGUGGUUUUUGGUCGGCAUUUCAUUUCGAACCCUGAUCUUCCGUUCCGACUUAAGCAUCAGAUUCCCCUGACCAAGUAUGACCGGUCUACUUUCUAUGCGGCUAUGUCAGAAGACGGCUACGCAGGGUACCCGUUCAGUGCGGAGUUCACCAAGCAAUAA
This is a messenger RNA of Penicillium salamii, 1092 nucleotides long. NCBI's taxonomy places the organism in Eukaryota, Fungi, Ascomycota, Eurotiomycetes, Eurotiales, Aspergillaceae. The record is from the annotation of a GenBank genome assembly.